Molecule: messenger RNA, 1294 nt
Organism: Sinocyclocheilus rhinocerous
Lineage: Eukaryota; Metazoa; Chordata; Actinopteri; Cypriniformes; Cyprinidae
Exons: 3
Coding region: 84-1073 (329 amino acids)
Biological process (GO): negative regulation of endopeptidase activity
Molecular function (GO): endopeptidase inhibitor activity
Source: RefSeq, a predicted model, not a curated record
CUCUCUCUCUGUCUGGAUCUGGGCUAGUGUUUGGUGGCAGCGUUUCUCUUCACUGCAGGGGCAGCUUCAUUCUCUCCUCCAGGAUGUCGGGCCUUCUGACCACCUCUCUUCUGCUCUUCCUCUCCCUGACGCUGUUCCAGACUCCCACACCAGAAGCAAAGCCUCUCUCUGCCAUGCGUGGAGGAGGUGGAGUCCGUCUGCGAAGAGACCUGCGGGAUUCAGUGCCCUACGAGGCCCAGAUGAUGUCUUACCCCGCUGCUGACUUCAGGAGGGGAAGCAAUGAUCUGUACUACCAGCCAGAGGUCUUGAGAGCUCGAGGUCUUGGACAAGCCCUCCAGCGACUGGUGGAGAACGAUCAGAGGCGGGAACAGGAAGCAGAUUAUCUGGCGUCGAUGCUGCGGCUCCUGAACGAGGCACAGAAUAACGGACAGGGCAAACCUGAGGAAGAGGAGGAGGAGGAGGGUGAUUUCCAGGGCCCGUACCCUCCGGACUACGAUGAGACCGAGCAGGCCGUGAGCAUGGCCAAGCCCCAGGCUUCAUGGCAGGGCCUUCUGGAUCCUCAGCUUACUCAGGCUCUACUCAACCGCUACAAGCAGGAGAGACUGAUGCAGACUGGACUCGCUCCGAACACCAACAGGAUUCCUGAGAGAGAGCAGGACAAAGACCAAGAGAUGCUCAGGUACCUUGUUGAGAAGAUCCUCUCCAGCUUGGCAUCGGGUGGCAAUCAGGGAGGCCCUUCAAACCAGCGUGCUAAACGGGACCUGAGCAUUGUGGCCAACAUGGAGCAAUCUGGAGGACCCGCCCUAAAACGCUCCCGCCGGUCCCUGGACUCCGCCCCUGGCCCCUCCCCCCAGGUCGAGGCAUCGCUACUGAGGGUGAAACGGCUCGAUGGCGACGUGGACGACGACGAGGUCGCAGGGCAGAGCAACAGAACACCACACGUCGGCCUGCAGAGAAUGAAGCGCAUAGACACUGACCUGCCGCCCCCCAAAAAACACAGCCGCAAGCGCAGAGCCCUGACCUACGACCCCGCUCUGAUCGCACAGCACAUCCUGCAGUACCUGCCAGCCUAAAGAGUACGAGAAAGUGAGAGGAAUAACAAGGAAACGUUUGGGGGAAAAUAGAGGGAAAUCUAGACAGACAGAGGGACUGCAACAUUUCACUUGCUUACAGAUACGCCAGCGCUCAUUGUCAUCUGCCUAAAUCUAAUCAAGGCCUGCUUGCCGAGGUACUUUGAUAUGAUGUUGCUCUGUUUCAAUGUUAUACUAUAAUAAAUCCCACACACAUAACAGCU